GUUUUUUUCCGGCAACAUAUUGGCUAUUAACGGGAGACCCACAAACUCAGCAUUGUGCAAAACAACACAUGCAGGGCCAAGUUACUCUCGAGCCGACUCCUCUUAGGCCACGCCCCACCAGGAAGUACAACUAUAAACUCAGCACCAGGGCUUUCACUUUUAGCAAUGUGUUUACGGAAGAUAGCAGACGAGCAAUACUGAGGGCUUUACUCAGCUUUAACUUUAAAGGUAGGAAUCAUUGUACUGAUUAACUGCCAUGAUCUUGUGCUAAGGCUCAUGGGUUGUACAUAACAAAAGAACAGAAGUGUUUACAAAGGAAGCAGCUGAGUGCUGGACAAACUCUGCAGUUAACUCCUUCCUGUCUGCUCUUUUCAUGCUCACCAGCACUCUUUGAAGAAGUAGGGAUCAAGAAUGGAAGAUACAGAGAAAACAAAGCUUGAGCAGAUGCUGAUAUGCCCCGUGUGCCAGGACACCUUUAAGGAUCCCCGGCAGCUGCCCUGUGGACACAGCAUUUGUAUGGUCUGUCUGGAAAACAUGAUGGAUCACACCUCAGACUUUCCCUUCCGUUGCCCAGACUGUAGGACAUUUUUUGGACCAAUCAUUGAGGUGCAGAAGAGCUACGCACUGGCCAACAUCGUAGAGCAUUUCAGGGUGAACAAGAGGAGCAGGCAGGAAGAGCAGACAAAAAGCGUGUACUGCGACUGCUGCUUGGAAGAAAAAACUCUGGCCAUCAAAACGUGUCUGAAGUGUGAAGUGUCGCUGUGCAAAGAUCACCUCAAGGACCACCUGGAGCUGCCGGUGUUCACGGGACACCCCUUGGUAAGGCCUCUUGGGGACCUGCUGGAGAGGAAAUGCCCGCAUCACGAGGACAAGGUGCUGAGGUACUAUUGCAACGCUUCUAUGCGCUACAUCUGCAACGUGUGCGCCCUGGAGAGCAAGCAGCACAAUCUGGCCACGGAGGCCUCCUCUGUCCUGCGGAGACAGCUGACUGAGUACAUGGACCAACGCUUCGACAUGCUCAAGGAGCAAAUUGGAGAAUCGAGAGACAAACUGCAAAAAGACAUCCAACAUAAAAAAGUGAAACCGGCCGUCUCGCCCCUCAACAGUGUCACAGUGGUGCUGCUUUUUCUGUGGUUCAUUGUUCUGUAUUACGCUUACAACUACUCUGUGGAGAACCAGAUGCUAACAGAAGCGCUGGACAAACAGCAGAACCUUGUGCAUCACAUUUAUUCCACCAUUGCAGGGAAACCUCCUGAGGAACUCAACCAACUUGUAAAAUCUUUUCUUUUUCUUUACAAAGAACUCUUGGUUGAUCAUCCAAAAAAGAGCCACAAACCUCCAGAGACAGAAGAUCAAGGAGACGAUCUGUUGAAACAUUGGAAUGGAAAUAUUAGUUAAAAGCAAUCGAUGGGAGUGUUUGUGUUGGCGCACAUUGAAUAGCCUGAUGGAGAUGCUAUAACCUGUGGCCUGUACUGGCAGUGUGAUGCUGACUGUGUAGAAACUCAUUGUUUGUAUCAAAGAGAGCUAAGCAGACGACGAGUGUGUGUACAUGAACAUUAAUACCCUGGUUUGGAUCAUAUACGAUGUUAACAAGGUUAUUCACAUCUCUGUCAUCAUGAUUCUAAUAUUAUCCAGGCUUCUGAUCGUAAGCAUCGUUUCUGUACCGACUAAGUUGCCUCAAUAUUUGAGGAUGAUCUGUUUGGUUUCUGUCUGCCUGGACUCUGCUGCAUUUACCUCUGUGGUUUUAUUUACAUUAGAUUCAUCUUAAUGUUCAGUAAUGGAAGAAGAGAGCAACAAUAAAAUGAUAAUUUGCAUCA
This is a messenger RNA of Cottoperca gobio, 1817 nucleotides long. RefSeq names its product E3 ubiquitin/ISG15 ligase TRIM25-like. The record is from RefSeq and is a predicted model, not a curated record. Gene Ontology annotation, molecular function: zinc ion binding. The coding region runs from base 412 to 1398 and encodes 328 amino acids. The transcript has 7 exons. NCBI's taxonomy places the organism in Eukaryota, Metazoa, Chordata, Actinopteri, Perciformes, Bovichtidae.